Micropterus salmoides (largemouth bass) is the source of this 2975-nucleotide messenger RNA. RefSeq names its product 6-phosphofructo-2-kinase/fructose-2,6-bisphosphatase 2-like. Gene Ontology annotation, cellular component: cytosol. Bases 221 to 1834 code for a protein of 537 amino acids. Gene Ontology annotation, biological process: fructose metabolic process; fructose 2,6-bisphosphate metabolic process. The transcript has 17 exons. The record is from RefSeq and is a predicted model, not a curated record. Gene Ontology annotation, molecular function: 6-phosphofructo-2-kinase activity; ATP binding; fructose-2,6-bisphosphate 2-phosphatase activity. Lineage: Eukaryota; Metazoa; Chordata; Actinopteri; Centrarchiformes; Centrarchidae.
GUUAUGGUAAGGAUAUUAGAGUAAGCCAAUCAGAGGUAGAGUAGGGCGGGUAAUGCCUUCACUAUCCUAGGGAAAAAAGAAUUACCUCCAGCUAUGGUGAAGCAUCGUUAAAAAGACAACAAAAACUGAAUAUACACAGGCACCUGCCGAUUUGCGAGAAAUUUUGACCUCGUCCCCAGACCAGCCAGGACAGGACAGCAGGACAGAGAUCAGACCGGUCAUGGCUGCCAGAAGGCAGAGACCUGCAGCUGCCUCAGCUGGCACAGCAGAGGCCAAAAAGAUGGACCUCAGGACCAACGAGAAGAAGUGCUCUUGGGCUUCCUACAUGACCAAUUCUCCAACUGUGAUAGUGAUGAUUGGGUUGCCCGCCAGGGGGAAAACCUACAUGUCCAAGAAGCUGACACGCUACCUCAACUGGAUUGGAGUACCAACUAAGGUAUUUAACCUUGGAGUUUAUAGGAGAGAAGCAGUGAAGUCAUACAAGUCCUAUGACUUCUUCAGACAUGACAAUAAAGAAGCAAUGGAAAUUAGAAAACAGUGUGCCUUGGUGGCACUGGAAGAUGUCAAGGCCUAUCUGAAUGAGGAGGGAGGCCAGAUCGCUGUUUUUGAUGCCACCAACACCACCAGAGAGAGGAGGGAGCUCAUCCUUAAUUUUGCACAGAAUAAUGCAUACAAGGUGUUUUUUGUUGAAUCAAUAUGUGACGAUCCAGAUGUCAUCGCUACAAACAUCCUGGAUGUGAAGGUGUCCAGCCCAGAUUACCCUGAGAGGAACAGAGAAAGGGUCAUGGAGGAUUUUCUGAAGAGAAUAGAGUGUUAUAAAGUGACGUACCAACCUUUAGAUCCGGACGAACACGACAAGAACGUUUCCUUCAUCCAGGUUAUCAAUGUUGGCCGUCGUUUCUUGGUCAACAAGGUGCAGGACUACAUACAAAGUAAAAUAGUGUACUACCUCAUGAACAUCCACGUACACUCCCACUCCAUCUACCUCUGUCGGCACGGAGAGAGCCAUCACAAUGUGGAGGGACUCAUCGGGGGAGACUCUGAACUGUCAGAGAGAGGGAAACAGUUUGCAGCAGCACUGAAGAAUUUUGUGGAAGAGCACCGUCUGUCAGACCUUAAAGUUUGGACCAGCCAGCUGAGACGCACUAUUCAGACAGCAGAGGAGCUGGGAAUCCCUUACGAGCAGUGGAAGAUCCUCAAUGAAAUAGAUGCUGGAGAGUGUGAAGAAAUGACCUAUAAAACGAUUGAGGAAAAAUACCCAGAGGAGUUUGCCAUGAGGGACCUUGACAAGUACCACUACCGCUACCCUGGAGGAGAGUCCUACCAGGACCUGGUCCAAAGGCUGGAGCCCGUUAUCAUGGAACUGGAGCGACAGGGCAACGUGCUGGUCAUCUGUCAUCAGGCUGUCAUGCGCUGCUUACUCGCCUAUUUCUUGGACAAGAGCGCAGAUGAUCUGCCCUACUUGAAAUGUCCCCUGCACACUGUCCUUAAACUCACCCCUGUGGCUUAUGGUUGUAAAGUGGACGUGUUUGACUUGAAGGUGGAGGCUGUCAACACUCACAAGGACAGACGAUUAAGUAAAGUCACAACAGCUGCUGUGCCACCAGCUUUCCACCGACGAAACAGCUUCACUCCGCUGUCCAGCCAAGACCAGAUUAAACGACCUCGUCUAUAUAGCGUGGGCAACCCUCCACAGACCCGCAUGUCCCAGGCCCCCACUUUACCCAGCAUGCUGUUCUCUGAGGCGUCUGAGGGGGCGGAGCAGCUACAAAGCGAGGACUCUGUGAACGGUUUCAGUGCAGCAGACACAGACGACAACGGCGUUCGGAGUUAAAAAAGCACAAACAGAGGCUUUUCUCCACAUGGAUGUAUCACCACUUCUGAGGACCACCAAUUGCAACCAGCUUGAGCCAUUACAUUCCUAAGCACUGUAUUAUGCACCACAUUGUGUAACCCUACAUGUGUCAUGUGCGUGUUAGUGUAAGUGUGCACGUACAUACAUGAACUCAAUGCAUUUGCACAAUAGCAUUAAAAUCUAGGCUGCGAUCCACCUGAGAUAAUGUAAAGAUCUACAGUAAAGAGACUCUGAAAACCCAUCCAUUAGCUCCUAUUACACUCCACAUUCUGUAGUCUACAGUCAUAUUGCUGUAUUAGAUGUAGAACAUGUUGAAUAUGAAUUGUAUACCUCACUGGAAGCUACUGCCUUCAGUUUUAUUGUAAGUGUACCUCUCUUUAAGGAAGCCACACACAGCCUUAGUUUUCCCUCACAUUCUCUCUUUUAAGUUACCUAUUUAAACAUUCCCACAUUCAUUGGGUGGUCUGACAUGAUGUUGUAAUCAUUUUAUUUGUUGUGUAAUUCAAAGCAUAUUAAAUUGCAACAGAGCUUGCAGCAGGCAGACACAAGCUGUAAAAAGUAGUGAAAUGUUUCGUUUAGCACUAUAAAAUGUGCAACAGCUACUGUGCUUUUCCUGUGACAAUUAUUCUUGUCACGUCAAAUCUCUUCAAUGAUGUCUACCUGUGUGUGUGUGUGUGUGUAUGAUCAUAUAAAUCUGAUCACAUUUUAACUGAUUUGAACUGAUUCAUAUAUUGCAAAUACAAAGUGUUCGACCGCGCUGGAAAUUUUUAAAUGUAUUUUAGUUUCUUCCCAAAGAAAAGUAAAUCAGUCAUACUGUAUGUUCAGUUUGGCUUUCAUGUGGAUAACAUCUGUUCAAAUGACUUUGAUGUAAACAUCAGGAAUAAAUCAAUUAUUUGGAAAAGUGCCUUUAUUUAAUGGACUACAAGGCUGUAAUAGUACAUAGGAGUAUUUAAAAUAUAGUAUACAUGACAUACUAGUAUAUGUAGUAUGUAGUAGUAAGUAUGUCUCUCCUGGUCAAAGUAAUGGCAAUACAUUUGGAUGUCUUAAAAAGAGCUUUAAUUUUAUUGCACACUGUGCCCUACAUGUUUCAUUAAAUAAAGUUAAUUUUAAGCUGUUUUUA